Ahaetulla prasina is the source of this 2601-nucleotide messenger RNA. It is a transcript of the gene SLC2A8, whose product is annotated as solute carrier family 2 member 8. The transcript is spliced from 11 exons. Gene Ontology annotation, cellular component: membrane. The record is from RefSeq and is a predicted model, not a curated record. Gene Ontology annotation, biological process: transmembrane transport. Bases 802 to 2286 code for a protein of 494 amino acids. Gene Ontology annotation, molecular function: transmembrane transporter activity. Lineage: Eukaryota; Metazoa; Chordata; Lepidosauria; Squamata; Colubridae.
CAGUUAAGAAGCGAAAAGAAAACUCCCCAACAUCAGAAAAAGUGGUUUUUUGUUUUUUUUUCCAAUCACAGGAUUGAGCUGAUUGGGUGGGCAAAAAAGCCUUAGGCGAGAAACCGAUUUAAGGUCUAGUCAGUUUCAAGCCAGUUUAGAGAAGCAGUUUGGAAUGAUGAUUGAAAAGGAGAUCCAUUGCAUGGGGGUGGGGGGGUUAUGUCAGACUGGACAAGGCUAGCCUAUGUAGUGUCGAAGUGCAAGCGAUUUGUGUGAGCUUUUGCGGAGGUGGGUUUCGGCAGGUUCUGACCAGUUCUGGAGAACCGGUAGCGGAAAUUUUGAGUAAUUCGGAGAACCGGUAGUAAAAAUUCUGACUGGCCGUAUCCCCAUCUAUUCUCUGCCUUCCGAGUCCCAGAUGAUCGGGAGGAAAUGGGGAUUUUGCAGUAACCUCCCCCUGGAGUGGAGAGGGAAUGGAGAUUUUACAGUAUCCUUCCCCUGCCACACCCACCAAGCCACGCCACGCCCACCAAGCCACACCCACAGAACCGGUAGUUUAAAAAAAUUGAAACCCACCACUGAGCUUUUGUCAUGAACUUGCUGCUUGUAGAUCUGAAUCCUGAAAUUCUGGGGUUUUUUUUAGAGAGAGAUUUCUUCAGACUGCCAUCAAUGCUGUCCUCUAAAACAUCAUUUCCUCUUUAUCUCAUUCUUGCUUUUCCGGUUGGUCAGAUAAGAGAAAGCAGAGGUCACCGUCUAAGGAUUUAAGGCCAAGUUGCCCUAUCAUUAAGCGUCUUCUUUGGGGCACAGCCAGAGAGAAUGGCUUCCGAGGAAUACAGACCUCUUUUGGAGCCGAACCCAGAGGCGGAGUUGAAUGCUGCUGGAAGACCUUCUCAAUUGGAGAUUUAUUUGAGCAAAGUCCAAAACCACAAUCUCUACUUGGCAACUUUCGCCGCUGUCUUAGGACCGCUAAGUUUUGGUUUUGUCCUGGGCUACAGCUCGCCGGCUAUCCCUAGUUUGAAGCAAAGCCACAACCCGGAACUAAGACUAGACGACACGCAAGCGUCAUGGUUUGGGUCUGUGGUCACGCUGGGGGCCGCAGCUGGCGGGACACUUGGAGGAUACGUGGUGGACAAAAUUGGCCGGAAACUUAGCCUUAUGCUCUGCGCGAUCCCAUACGUGUUUGGUUUCUUGAUCAUCGUCUCGGCCCAAAACAUCUGGAUGCUUUAUCUGGGACGGCUGCUGUGUGGCUUGGCCAGUGGUGUCACAUCCUUGGUAGUUCCGAUUUAUAUAUCCGAAACGUCUCACUCCAGGAUCCGAGGAGUCCUUGGCUCCUGCGUUCAGCUGAUGGUGGCGACUGGAAUCCUGGGAGUUUACCUAGCAGGCAUGGCUCUGGAGUGGCGUUGGCUGGCGGUGCUGUGCUCCAUCCCUCCCUGUUUCCUGCUGGGGCUCAUGACUUUCAUGCCCGAAACCCCGCGCUUCUUGCUACGCCAAAAUCAGCAGUCGGAAGCCAUCGCGGCUUUGCAAUUCCUGCGGGGCCCUCUGGUGGAUCACGAGUGGGAAUGCCGGGAGAUUGAAGCCAACGUCCACCAACAGCAAGAAAUGAGCAUCGCCGAGUUCAAGAACCCCUCCAUCUACAAGCCGUUCCUGAUUGGAAUAGCCAUGAUGUUCUUCCAGCAAGCAUCCGGCAUCAACGCCUUGAUGUUUUAUGCCGAAACGAUCUUCGAAGACGCCAACUUUAAGAACAGCAGUGCUGCUACCGUCAUCGCUGGCUCCAUCCAAGUUGUCUUCACAGCAGUGGCCGCUCUCAUUAUCGAUAAAACUGGACGAAAAAUUCUUUUGAUCAUCUCAGGAGUGAUCAUGGCUGCCAGCGAUGCGGUGUUUGGGAUCUAUUUCAGAAUUACCGUCCCCAGCCCCAACAAUUCCUCCUAUCUCCAGUUGCCGAACGCCCCCCUUAUGGAGGAAGGACACCCCCUGGCCUGGUUAGCAGUGCUGAGCAUGAGUUUCUUCAUUAUGGGUUUUGCCUUGGGUUGGGGUCCCAUCCCCUGGCUGAUGAUGUCUGAAAUAUUUCCCCUGAGGGCCCGAGGAAUCGCCAGCGGGGCCUGUGUCCUCACCAACUGGCUCAUGGCUUUCCUGGUCACCAAGGAGUUCCACGACCUCACGGUUCUCCUAACCUCUUAUGGGACCUUUUGGUUAUUCUCGUCUAUCUGUUUGCUCAACGUGAUCUUCACCGUCGUCUGCGUUCCCGAAACGAAAGGGAAAAGUCUAGAAGAGAUCGAGGCGCUUUUUCGCAGGCCGCAUUAGGACUUCGGCACACGAUAUUUUCAUUUUUAAUCGUGGAUUUCACUCAAUCGGUGGCGAAGACAUUGAUUGGGGAGGCCAAAAGCCUUCUGUUCUUUUCAUUUUCCGAGGAGAUUGAUCCAUGAAGAUUGCGUCAUGGUUCUGGCCAGUUCCAGUUUUUGGAACUAGAACUUUUCCUCUCACCGAGAGGGCAGGAAAAUGUCCUUAAUGAAAGCGGUGCUACUUUUUGGUGAUUUGCAGGCCCAGGGGGCUCAGAUCUCCUAACGUAAAUCUUCCGACACUGGAAACAAGGAUCCUGUUUAGAGUGUGGCUUCAAUA